CGUCGUCUGCUCCAGCGGUUGCUCGCGCAGUGGUCCCGUAGCAGUCGCCGUGCAGGCCGUGCGCCCCGUCCCGGCGUGGAUCUUGGGAUUUCUUUUGUCGUCGCAGCUGCGUUGUUGCGUAGCGUACGACCGGCGUUGCGUUGCCGUGUGUGUAUGUGCUCCUCCUACCCCUGCGGUGCCGCUCUUCGUUGUGGUGCGGGUGAUUGUUGCCGCGUCGUCGACAUGCGUCUCACCGGCGCGCGAGGCAGAUAGGCGCACUCCACUGCCCCCGCGACCGCAUGAUGCCACUACGUGUCAGCGGCCUUCUGCGAUCUUCCCCCAAGUGCCUCGCGCUUCGACGCUGGCGGUCGGCGCGUCGUGUCCUAACCGUGACUGCUGCUACCUGGACCGCGGCUACGUAGACAGCGCUGCGGCCCAGCAUGUAGGCGUCAAGACGCAGCGGAUUUUUCGUCGCCUCAUGUGCGCGGUGGCCCGAGCCAAGUACCGCGGGAUGUUCAUGCUCAACUUUGUCUGGAAAGCCCGCCGGAAAGACAAGGAUGCAUCUUCGAGUGGCGGCGGCGGCCAAGAGGAGCCCAAGAUGUACCUGGAGUCGACGGUGCUCGAGUGCACCAUCCCCGAGUCGCGGCUGCGCGACCUGGUGGACCUGCCCGAGGGGCUCGACUACAACGAGUGGCUCGCAUCGCACACAUUGGCGUUCUUUGACCACAUCAACCUCCUGUACGGGACGGUGUCCGAGUUUUGCACCAUGUCUGGCUGCCCCGACAUGACUGGCCCCGGGAACAGGCAAUACCUGUGGUUUGAUGAGAAAGGGAAGAAGUGCAAGGUGGCUGCUCCCCAGUACAUAGACUAUGUGAUGACCUUCACCCAAAAGACGGUCAACGAUGAGUCCCUCUUCCCAACAAAGUUUGAACGCGAGUUUCCCAGCUCUUUCGAGUCCCUGGUGAAGAAGAUCCAUGGGCUUCUGCUGCAUGUCCUGGCGCACCUGUACCACGCCCACUUCAGGGAGAUGGUCUUGCUGCAGCUGCACGGCCACCUGCAUUCGAUAUUUGCCCACUUUACCCUCUUCAACGCGCGCUUCAAUCUGGUGGAUCCCAAAGAUGCCGCCGUGCUACAGGACUUGGCCGUUGCACUCGGACUCUGUCCGCCUGCCGAGAGCGCCAACGGAAGCCCCGCCGCCUCUUCUUCUACGCCAUCCUCCUCGGCCGUCGCAGCAGGCAGCAGCACAGAUGAAGAUUCUGCAGCUGCGGAAGCCGCCCCGGUUUCAGUGGCUGCCCCCAUGGACGUAUCCCUCUCGCCUUCGGCGAUGCAGCGAUCUGUGGUUACCUCCAGCAUCGAGGCAGCUCCGAUGUCAAUGGCCGCCACGACGGCCGGGAGUGUGGUGCCCGCGCAGUAGGUCAUCGCGGUCACACGCUUUGUUAACGUUUUGUCGAGUGCCUGUGGUGAUAGCAGCCUGUGGUGUGGAUUGUCGGUUCCCCCGAGAGUGGUAUCGGGGGGGCAUUUCCGUCGUGCAUCCACGACAGCGGUAGUGCUGUGCUCGUUGCCACCAGAGUGUGGCCACUGGUGGUGCCACGAAGGGGAUGACGUCACUUCGGUGUGACUAGGUGGCUCUGCUGGCAACAGCAGCAGCAUCAAGCAAAUUGUUUGUUGUUUUCACUGUUACGCUGGGUUGAAAUGUGGCUUCGCUGCUGUGCCCAUCCUCCGCUUGACACUAGAGUGAUUAUAGUCGCAGUUAUGGCAGUGUUAUGUGGCAGUUGUGGGAGGCCUUUACCCCCCUCUCCCCUACCCCCUGCAAGGCGGUACUACAGCUGUGCCACGAGAGCUGAGAAGCAUGGGCCUUGUGGAAUAGCCUCUGCAGAGUAGCUCGUUUUAAACCCCCAGCUAGUUAAAAGCGACCUUCACAACAGUAGCUGGGAUAGUUAUCUCUGUGCUGAGGCAAGAGUGACGUUACUACUAGGCAUUUGGCUGGAGUGGUUGAUCUAGGGAGAGUCACUAUGUCCAUCAUUUUGUGAUCAUGAAAGUGGCGGAACACAUGGCGAAUAUUAAUUUGCGAGAGCUUGCAGGCACCUUCCAUGCAUGGCGCUAGCUUGCUAACUAACCCUGUGUGACGGUGGCAAGAAGUCUUGCUUGUCAUUAAAAAAAAAAAAAAAAAAAACUCACCGUCAGUGUCUGCGUAAAAUCAGGGUCAGGAAAAUGACUGACAUUUUCAUGGGGAAAAAAACAAAAAAAAACAACAAGAAAGCAUGCAGGUGAAGUAGCUCUGGUGCCAGCAACUGAGUCAAAGGAAAAAAAAAAGAAGAGAUGGUAAACUGCAAUAAGACUGCGACGACUUCGGUGAGUUGGAAAUACUUCAUAGCAGAUAUACCGUGUAGACUCUUCUAAGGGCCGCACCCCCAAAUUGGCAGCCCAAAAUAUGGGACAAGAAAUGUCCAAUGAAGAAGCAGUCAAUGUGCUCUGAUGCCGCGCACGCACAUUGACGAAUUUUGGCAUGCUGCGUACUUCCCUGUGCUGCUACUAGAUGGCCAGUGCCAGGGUGUGCGCAAGCUUCGCUGGCACCAUUGUGACCAAUAAUUUCGAUCCUGUGUAAGGGGGCCGCACCUCGUGAAAAUUGUGAGAAAGAAAAAGUGCUGGUCUUUUGCAAGUUUAUACUGUAUAUCAGCGCAUAAAAGACAUGGGACAGACAGUUAAAAUUGUUCUGUGUGUUUUCUGUGGGCUGAUAUAUAUAUCUGCUAUGAAGAAAAUAGUGUUAGGUGUAGCUUUUGCGCAUGUUUAGCAUUUUGCUGCAAUUCAUUUGGACUUGUGAUCAGGCAGAAAUCAUUUCUUAUUGAUUAUUGAUUCGAAUUUGGCAUAUUUCUUUGUUUACAUUGUUGCUCUUAAGAUGCAGCAUUUGAUAAAAUAUUUUGCUUGUUGCAUUUUCUACAUUCAGAAAAAAAAAAGUAUUUUGCACAGAAUAAUAUUGACACGUUGCAGUUGUGAUGAAUAUGUUGUGCCACCCUGUCAUCAUUUUCAAUCUUCUGGGCACAGUUGUGUGCAUUCAUUUGAAAGUGCACAUCCUCUAGAAUGGCAAGCGCUUUCCAGUGCAGUGCUUAAUAAUCUAAGGGUUAAAGCAGCAACUUCCCAAAUUUAAUGCCUAGCUGCGUAUGUGUCAUGGCUGUCCCGUUUCUGAAGUCGUCCACAAUUUUCCGUCGGGAAGGGACAGUGCCUGCAAGCUCUGCAAUAGUACAUUCUUGGUAGGCACGAGCUUACAAGGCUUCACGCUGCAGUUGAUUCGAAGGUUGCUUAGAGUGGCUGUACUUUGUAUUGAGAACUGUCUUGUAUCAAGAGAGUGACUGCACCGGUGGAAAUGACUCUGGUAGGCAGGUCACGGGAGUCCCGUCACUUUCUUUGCCGCUCUGCAGGUUAGAGGCUCAUGGUACGAGUCAGUCAGUCUAAUUGGUGACUCAAAUUGGUACCUGUCAGGUUGUUGGGGCAGGCAACGCAUGGUUACUCCCAAAACUCGCACAAUUGCCAGCCCCACUUAGUGAACUAGGAGAGGAGGGGGGUGGGGUCGUGUGUAUGUGUGUUGUGUGGCGUGGUGACAAUUGCGUCUACUCGUCAUUCUUCCGCAGGAGCGGAGGAGGGAAAUAAGAUAGGGAGAGAGAGCAAGAGGGGGGCCUAUUUAUUUUCUGUCGUCGCCUCGGCCCACACUCGCACACACACACACAUAGCCACUAGGUGACACACAGCUGGGACUUUCAUGUGUGCAAGGUGACACACAAACACACAGAAUAUGUAAAUAGGAUGAUGCUCUAUUUUUAAGAAGCACUAGAGGUUGGUGAUUUAGGCAAGUCUUUCUUCUCUCCAUUCUAUCCCCCCUUCCCCCCGCCCAAAUCCACUCCCUCCCCCCCCCCCCUCUGGGCAUUCGGAGUUGCACGUGCAAUGGGUGUGCCGGCCAUCACCGUCGCUGGCAGGCAGGGUGGACAGGGUCGAUGAUGGCAGCUUGCAAAGAGGUCCUUCUUGCCUUUGCCUCAACUGUUUAGCCACCUGUUUUUGUGCGUACGUUCAGGUGGCGAUUGUCGAGGAUGUGCCUGCUUUGUCAUUCGUCAAUCUGCAAGGAAGAAACACUGUUUGGUUUCACCUGCCUCCUCCACUUGUGGUUCCUGCACCUCAUUUGUUGUUGGUUUCCGAUGGCUUCUGUGUUGUGGGCUUCUAAAAGUGGUCCUUCUCGGUGAUGCAGUGUAUGUGCAUGGCUGGAAAUGUGAACGUUCUUGCUCUUGCCGUGUGUGCAUCGUGCAACUGGUGCAUGUCAGUAAAUCAGCCGCUGCUGCAUUCUCUGCAGAUGGGAUCAGCUGUCUUAACGGGCAAAAUGGCAGUGGUGGUGGUGGUGUUUGAGUGCAAGAAGUUUCAUUGAUUUCAGCUUUUGAGAAGUUAUUGUUGAGGCUAAAGUUAAGCACAACUUUCAGCUCUCAGCAGCCCACUGUCACAGGCUGCAUGACAGCAGUGGACAUUGGAUGCCUCAGCAUAGCAAGUGAACCUGCCAGAAUUGUAACCAUUCUGGCAUGGUGCUGAAGGGAGGGGUUCAGUUUAAGCUAGCAGCUACUGAAAGUAUCUGUGUAGAGUUGCAUUGAUAGCGAUUAGGAAAUAUUGGCAAAACUAAGCUGCUUGAUGAAAACAACAUUUAGGAGCUCACAUUUUCACUAGUGUCACUAGUUUAUAAACAAAAGUAAUUUUCACAAAUUGAAGGCCUAUCUACAGUUGCACCAACCAUUGGCACAUGAGACACAUUAGACAUCAGAAGUAGCCUUAGCUGAGUCAUCUUUUUCAGAAUUCAGAUUAACCAAUGCAGCGCUAGAGGCUUGGUACUAAUCUUCAAACGUCACGUCUUGAGACUGUGUUCAGACUGUGUUCAUUAACUUAAGCUGCUAGUAAUGGAGAGGUUUAGCAACAUGUAGAAGUCGUGCCAACUCUGGCACCUCCGUCAGUGGGCUUUUGCUGUUCACUGUGGCUUCAGAAAAAAAAAAAAAAAACUUUUUAGGCUGCACCAACUGUAAUUCUUGCAGCAGUUUCUCAAAAUUCAUGAUGACCCGCAAUAUUUCGAGCGGAACCAUGGCUCGCGGAACAGUGUUAAGAAAUUAUCUGUGUGUACCCUAACCCACUCCUGCAGUAUCUUGAAUAAACUCGCUUCUUUAAAGGCAGCAUCAGCGGUACCUUAUGAAGGGGGCUAGUUUCACGUGCCAUUGGGAGGCAAGCAUAAAACUUGCAAUAGCUGUGGCCGAUGUGUACACAAACUAUUUUAGUAGGCGCAGUUUGACAUGGCUACUUCAGGUUGCAGUACUCCUGGUGAGGCACUACUUGCAAAACGAUCUGAAGCCCGUGGCAUGCCUUUUCAGCUAAGUUCUUGCGAGCGAACCAGGCAUGACUGCUUCAAGCACCAGCUAGAGAUAGUUUGCACUCUCCGUUUUUCUUGUUCGAGUGUCUCUGUUCUUGCCUUCAUCUGCAGAGAAUGGAAAUUUCACGCAUUGCAGCUAGCUUACGCUUUGUGCUGUCAAACCAUUCUCUGUAACAUCUUGCAGUCUGCAUUACUACUUCUUCCCCUCAGCUUGACGUACUGACUCGUGUAAUAGCAGAAACGUAGCUUUGAAUUCCCAUAUAUGGAUUAUAUAUGUGCUUAUAAGUGGUGUCCGUAAUUUCUAGCCGGUGAAAAGGGGCUGUUUCUUGGCAAAGUCGUAUGUUAAGCCGUAUCAUAUUUUUGAAGUAAAGCACAAUAAAUCUGUAAGUAGGGCAACAUUAUCCAUCGACAGAGAAGUUAGGGAUAGGGAUGAACACAGUGAAAAGUUUGCUGUGCUUGCUUUCUUUAGCUGGUUGUGUUGUCUGAUAUCAGUAGGUUGGCAGUGUGUUUUGUACCCCCCUGUGUUUUAUGCUUUUAAUGAGGAUGGGUUAAUUUUAAUAAUUCAGAGUUCAGGUGAAGGGGAAAAUUUGAACUCAAUAGCAGCCUUACUACCUUUUUUGCAAAGAAUGUAGUAAGGAAAGGGUGAGGCUAUUGCACGAGUCUGUACGUUAGCUCCUUUCCAACCCACAAAGUUAUUACAUCAACUUCAGCAGGAGCUUUGUCGUUUCUAUUGGGCUCCUCCAUAAGCAAGCAUUAAGGCUAGAUAUUGAAAAUAAAAUGGACUAGGAGACAUAUUAACAAUAUUUGCAUAGUUUGUGCAUGUAGCAGGCAAAGUUGAUAGCUUCAAAAGGCUUAGCAUAUCUUCUCGGCUACAAAGAGUAGACCUAUGCUAGUUGCAUUUUACGGGCAUUUGUGUUCUCGUGACACUGGGGUUCUGAAAAUUUUUGAACUUAUGCGUUGUUUGCAACGUUAUCCUUAAUUCUGUCAUUUAGCUACAUAACUAUGUGAUAGUUGCACACCACUCGUCUAAUUUGUAAGAAUUCUCGAGAGGGUGCAGAAGGUGGCAAGCUUGCGGGAGUGUUAUCUUGUGGCAGGCACAGGUUGUUAUGUCAACAAAAGGGGGCAGCUGCGUUUCAUUUUAGUUCAGCUGUGACCAUGUGGAAACGCUUUAGAUUCAGGUUCUGUCGUACGCACUGGUUCUUUGCUUGGCAUUGCAAAUAUUUCGCAAUCUGCCAUAUUAAGGGCCAUUCCGAAACUUCAAAUAUUAUGAGGGGCAGGACAUUACCAUGUCUUUCCAACCUUUGUUUUCCUAAUUAUAUUUUGUUUGAUUUUCAGGAAUUGUGAUUGUGUAACCUGUGUGUAUGUGUGCAUUGUGCACUCAUAUGCGUGUGUGUAAAUAGUGGGCUUCUUUUUCCGGUGUUUUUUUUUUCGUUCUUGCUUUUGGUCCUAUUUAUUGCUCGUCUUGACAAUAUGUGUACCUCUUGUUGCCUUGUUAGCCUGGGUUGCUUGUGUUAGUUUGUUGUCAAAAUAUGCAGUCAUUUCACACAAUCUGCGCACAUGGUCGUUUGAUCAUGUACUGCUGGCGUGGCCAUCAGAGUAUGUACAGACCCGAGUUUGUGUUGCUCUGUGUGCUUGUUUUACUGGCUCUUGUGAUUAUGGUGUCGGAUGGCAAAUGCUGCAGCGCGUUGAAGGGAAACAGAAAGGUGGCAGAGGUUGCACAAGGAACGAGUUGCAACAGAAGCUGCAAGCGUGCAUCAUUUGACGUUCUUUUUUUUUCUUUUCACGUUUUAGUUAUUGCAUUCAACUGUCCCAUGUGUGAGUGAAUGCGCAUCAGGAGAGUCUGCUGGUGCAUUGCAAUUGUUAGAGCUACAUUUCCCGGAGGUUCCUGCCCAAAUAGCAGUUGUCUGGAUAGGAAGCUCGUGCCAUUUGUAGAGCUGACUUGUGCGCUUGCAUAAAGCUUGCGAAGAAAAAGAAAAGUACCAGCGCAGUGUAGCAUGUAGAAACGCAUGAUGCUAGCAGUCCUAAAAGCAAGGUGCACGCAGUGUGACGUCUCUGGUGUUCAUCAUCAGAGGCGGUUUUCUAUGCUCCUGACAGGGAGUGGCUAGUUAAACAGUUGAGUGAAAGAUAACUAUCCAAGUUGGAGUUUAAGCAUUGCUUGACGGUGUCCGAUAAGUUAAUUUGGCUAACGAUGAAGCCUCUUGUUAAUUUAAUUGUGGUAUGGAAGGGUGACUGUGUUUUUCAAGUUGUCAUGUGCUGUACCCUCUCUGGGCUAGCAUAAUCCAGUUGGGAGAGACAAAAGAGCGAAAGGAAAUUCGGGGACACUUAACGGAGAACAAAGCAUUGAAGUUUACAGUCUAUAGUCAUAGUUGCAUGCUGCUCAGAUCAACGUCGUACACUAUACAGGGAAAAGUCGAACUUUAGUAAGCAAAAUUUCACCUCCCAGUAGCCUAGACUUUUGGCCUAUGCUGCCGGCCAGCGCAGUUCAUCCUGCAUUUGCAUGCACCAGUGAGCUCCCCUUGUGGUGCAAGGCCUGUGUGUGUUUGUGUGUGCGUUUGAAGAAGCAGUGCCUCUGCCCUUGGACUGUAUUAUUCCCGUUUCCGUUGGUUAUUAUUUUUGUAUCAUUCAGGUGGUGGCAGUUGCGGUGUUUUAUUAUCUCGGCGAGCACGGAAGGCGCACUUGCAUGUAGCUUGUUGACUGUCGAACGAGGGUAGGAGGGACAGGUCACCGUUGUUGGUUAAUUAUUUUGUUUAAAUGAGCUGAAAAGUGAGCACUGUGUUAGAUGUACAUACAUAUAAUAUAUAGAUAUAUAUAUCUCUAUCUCUACCAUUGACCUAUAGCGACAAAGAGAUUUGCCUGGGGCAGGAAUCGGGAGCGUUUCGCCUGGUGUAGGACACAUGAUGGCACACGGGUGAAGGGGGCGAAGUAACCCGACCAUUGAGCAAGCACAGCUGUUGCUACGGGCUGAGCGGAUUCGAAGCCAGUCUCUCGUCUUUGCCUUGCCACAACUCUUACCAUGGACAGCUGAGCAGCCGCUGUUCUCAGCGUCGAUAUCACCACCAUUUGCCGGUGGCCACUCGAGUCUCUCUGCCUGCACUGUUCAGGGUGCGUGCUGGGCAGGUCUUCUGACAGCAUGGUGUUGUCGGCCAUGGCUUAGCACGGCUUGCCUCCAUGGGCCAAGCAACAGAGCCAAGGUGUGCUACCAGUGCGCCUGAAUUAAAUGCACCUCUGUCUUUUCCCCCUGCCUGUUUCCUACGGGGCCUUUGAUGUCUAUAGUACCAUCACUCUAUACAGAGAGCGCAGACACGGUGGCAGCACCUCUACCGAUCCCAACUGUUGUGCACACCUUAAGUUAUCUGUUCUGGCCAGUGUCCAACCCCUGUCACACUAGGUGGCAGAUGCACACCCACAAGAAGAACUGUGUAAGCUGUAGCGAGGUGUUAUUUCUUUUUUAUUUUUCAUUCGAUACCCCUCUACAACAUUUUGGUUGUCGUUUUACGACGUGUGGCUGUGAACCGGCUUUAGUAAAGCUAGUUGUGCCACUUAAUUGGUCAGCGUAAUAUGUCCAUAUAUUUCUCUUGUGUUGUCAUUUUUGCCUCAUUCGUGCCCCAUGUGUGACAGGGGUUACAGUUGACUCUCCGAUGUCUGAUGUUGCUUGAGAAUGCUGGAGGAAGAACGUCAAAUUUGUAAGAGGAGCCAUCGCAGGCUAAUCUUCUAAUUAAGUGUGGCACGAACGUUGCUUAAGUCGUAGACUUGCAUCACGUCAGCAUAGCCAGCUGGGUGAAACCUUCAUGACAGAAUUACCUUUACAUUGACGAGGUGUGUUUUAUCGGAGAAAUUCUACUGGCGUGUGUCAGCGUGCAGGGUAGUAGCUUGGAAGUUCCGACAUCCGAGAAUCGGCUGGGCCACUUUCUGGCGCGGAAGUUCAAGCGCAGAGACUUGUUUGAAAAUUGGACACGGAAAGGGAAGGCCAGCGCUUACUUCUUCACACAUGGAAACGAUACAAGCAACUCACACGCAUAAAAACACACAUACAAAGAAAAUGCAGAGGCAAGCGUGUCUUCUACUGGGGCUCGCCUGAAUGGGAAAGAGGCGCAAAAGUGCGGGUUAAAAAAAUGUGGAGCGUUACUGGCGCGCUGCGACGACCGGUGCGCCGAAGCAGCAGCAGCGAUGACGAUGACGACGCGCGUGUGUGGUGUGAGAAAUAGUACACGCCUGUCCGUUGGUGCCUUUCUUAUCGAAAAAAAAAAAAACUGUGCGUGCAUUCCACAGUGCGUGCCUGUGUGCGUCUCUCUUCUUGCCUUCGUCCCGCGCGCGCCACCACCGCGUGUGACGUCAGCUCGACGCCGAUGCAGACGCCGUUGCGCUGCUGUGACGUCGGUCGCGGCGCACGUCUCACGUGACCUCCAGGCGCAGAGUCGCUGCGCAGAUGGCUGCAGCGUGCAGUCCUGCAGACGUUGAGUGGGGUGCCGAUUUCUUGCUUUUUCUGACGCCGCCCGGGAGAGUGACGUCGACGGGGCUUCAGGAGUGUCGAUUCGUGGCGUUUUCGCGGAAAGCGGACGAGAGCGGCGGAAUCGCAGGCGACAAUCACGAACGAGUCGGUAUUGGGAACCACGGCGAAUACUCGCGGAAAUGGCUGAAAUCUGCAAGAGGCGUAUACGUUUGUGGGAUACGUGCUUCAGAGAAAAGAGCUUCGGAACGUGAUUGCGUUUUCGAAACCAUACGUAUUGAAUUGCUGAGCCGAACCGUUCUAGAACAGUAUUUUCUCCCGACGACUGAACGGUUCCUGUCGCUCGGAUUUACUUUUUCCUCCAUGACUCGCGAACGAGGGGCCCUGCACGCCAGUGCUUGGUUGCCAAAAAAAAAAAAAAAAACUUUCGCUGCUGACCAUGCGCUGCAAGAACGCGGUGAACAGGAUCGCUCGCGCUGCUCUAUUUUCCUCGCGCGCAUCUUGUCGAAUCUUCCCAGUGGUCGAUGAACACAGCUCCAGUGCUGCUCCUUGUCUGCGCCGAGACGCGAAAACAGAUCGAGCGUUUCCCGCGUGCUCCGUGUACACCCCCCCUCACCCCCUCCUUCCAAGAUGCGUGGCGUUUAAACCCGUUCAGUGCUAAAAGCCGGCCGUAGAAACCGAACUGCGAUUCGAGCCAGCGUACGUUGCGGGGUGGCCGCUUUCGCUUCGCGUUUGAAGUCUGCGGCAUACAAGCGCAAAGAAGAGAUGCGAGAACGAAACGAAUACGCGCGAGUCUUUUCGCCCUCUUCCUGCAAUCAAAUUCCGCCGUGACGGCGUCUUCGAACCAAUCGGGUGGGGAGAAUAUGGUGCUGUGUUUUGCGGCGGACUUCGUAAAUAGACAGAGAGAGAGAGAGGAGUAAAACGCAUCUGGUAGUCGCGUGAGCCGGUGGGAACUGUAACAGAUGGCAAAUUCGACAGUAUGGCGUAAUCCCGUAAUGUCCAGAAUAUAGCGCCAGUGUUUGUGGUCGCUUUUUUUUUUCUCGUUUUGUGCUGACGCACACGGACCUUUCUUUGGGUCUGCGCGAAUGCGCGACAUUCGAAGUGAUCUAGGCAUUUCCCCGCGAUCGGCCGCACUCUUAAUAAAUGCCGACGCGGUCGUCCGUGGUGUAAACCUAGUAGUCGAAGCGCCGAUGGCGGCUCACGUUUGACCCGGCUUGGACGUUGGCUAAAAGCUUUGCGUGAUCACGACGCACGCGGAGGCACGACCAAAUUGGGGACGGCAGGGGGGGGGGGGGGGGACCCUGCGCGUGGAGGUCAGCGCGCGGCGUGCUUUCUGCGUUUGUCGUACUUUUUUUUUUUUGCUGGAGAGCGUAGCGGUGUGUGUUUGUUUUUGUUUCCAUCUUCUGUACGUUCGGCCGUGCCGGUCAGUUUCUUGUUAUGUUUUUUUUUUCCUUUCCGUGGCGCACGUACGUGUCGCGCCAGUGGCGCUUAUGUGUGUGGUGAUGGCGACGAUGUCGCGCGCGCGCUAGGUUGCGGCCUUUGCCGCGACUGACGAGAGUGAUUAUGUUGGUGAUCGUGAUGCCGUGUGGCGGCGAUGUGCACACACAAACACGCGCAAACACACAGACACACACACUCUACACGUAGACGAGACGCAUGUGUGCUAUCCCCUCUUUCUCUUCUUCUUGUUCGCCUUUGAUAAUCGACACACAAGUGCACACACACGCAGAGGAGAGCCGAGGAUAUAGUACUGUGUUUUGCGGCGGGCUUUGUAAAUAGACAGAGAGAGAGAGAGAGGAAUAAAAAACCUUCGAGGGAACUAGUCAAGUACAAUAAAGUUUAGUACAAUGGUACCA
Messenger RNA from Dermacentor albipictus, 11668 nucleotides. RefSeq names its product MOB kinase activator 2 (gene Mob2). Gene Ontology annotation, cellular component: cytoplasm; nucleus. Gene Ontology annotation, biological process: positive regulation of protein phosphorylation; signal transduction. Lineage: Eukaryota; Metazoa; Arthropoda; Arachnida; Ixodida; Ixodidae. The record is from RefSeq and is a predicted model, not a curated record. Gene Ontology annotation, molecular function: protein kinase activator activity.